Oryzias latipes (Japanese medaka) is the source of this 3400-nucleotide messenger RNA. RefSeq names its product serum/glucocorticoid regulated kinase 1 (gene sgk1). Gene Ontology annotation, biological process: protein phosphorylation. Gene Ontology annotation, molecular function: protein serine/threonine kinase activity; ATP binding. NCBI's taxonomy places the organism in Eukaryota, Metazoa, Chordata, Actinopteri, Beloniformes, Adrianichthyidae. The record is from RefSeq and is a predicted model, not a curated record.
CAGUAGUGUGAACCAGGGGACUGCAGCUGGACACAUCACCUCCACCUCAUCAUGCGCCCACACACACGACCUGAGUCUCCAUCCGUGCACUCACCCAAGGUGCACCUCAGGCAGUUGCCCUCACACUCUGUCAGAUUUAGAGGCUCCUGUUAAGCCACACCGCAUCACCAAAGAAUCUUCUUUCCUUCUCUCCAUCCUGGCUUUGGAGGAUGAAGUCUUAGUUCAGAAGGACGGCUGUAGCUGAGGAGCAGGAUCAGCUGAUCUGGGACCGGGCGCUUUAGAAAAAAACCCAAAAACCUGCAGCACCUUCAGGGGACCAAGUCCACGCAACAGCAUAAAGCCUGUCCGUCACCCUGGGAUCUAAGGAGGCAAGCGGUGCGCCGGUGUCGGCCAUGAAGCUGGUGAAUGGUGGAGGAGGUGGUGGAGGAGGAAUGGGAGGAGGGGGAGAGAAAUCUGCCUUCUCCUUUAAGAAGUGCUCUGCUUUUCAGUUUGUCAAGAGAAAGGUGCGAAGGUGGAUGAGGAAUCCCAAGGUGAGCGUAGAAAAAGCCCAGGGGAAAGGCCUCCUUUGUGCUUGCCCAAAGUGCCCGCUGACUGAAGACCUGUGGUACACACACUUCCCCUCACCUUACUGCUGCUGUCACUACUCAGGCCUACAGGGGGGCCAGUAUUAUCACCAGGAGCCGUGCUCACCUUGUGCUGCAAGCGGAACGAGCAGUGGGCACGAGAAAAGCAAAGGCUUCAAGGUCAGGAAGUGGAAGAUGCUGGCUUGCCAUCACACUGAAAACAAGCAAAAGGAAGCUGAGUCAGAAGUCCCCAUGGGAAGCUGUCAGUGCUGGGGGCUCCAUGGCUCUUCUGUCCUUGCCAGUCCUGUGAUGCUGGAGUGCUCCAUCUGCAGUGGACCCUACAUCGGCUACGCCCUGGAAGAUACCUGGCAGCCACGCCAGCGCACACAGGCGAUGGACCUAUACUACCACAACGAGUCAGACCUGGACAGCUACUAUUUCCCUGGUGACAACACUUUUAUGAAACAAAGGAGGAUGGGUUUGAAUGACUUCAUUCAGAGGCUCGCCACAAACUCCUACGCCUGCAAACAUCCGGAAGUUCAGUCCAUUCUGAACUUGAGUCCCCCGCAGGAUGCUGAGCUGAUGAACGUGAACCCUUCACCUCCGUCCAGCCCAUCCCAGCAGAUCAACCUCGGCCCAUCUUCUAAUCCUUCAGCCAAACCCAGCGACUUCCACUUCCUUAAAGUGAUCGGCAAAGGCAGCUUCGGGAAGGUGCUGCUGGCACGCCACCGCACAGACGACCAGUUUUACGCAGUCAAAGUGUUACAGAAGAAGGCCAUUCUCAAGAAGAAAGAGGAGAAGCACAUCAUGUCAGAGAGGAAUGUGCUGCUAAAGAAUGUCAAGCAUCCAUUCUUGGUUGGCCUGCAUUAUUCUUUCCAAACAGCAGACAAACUGUAUUUUGUCUUGGACUACAUUAACGGAGGAGAGCUGUUCUACCACCUGCAGAGAGAACGCUGCUUCCUGGAGCCCAGAGCCAGGUUCUACGCAGCAGAGAUAGCCAGUGCACUAGGAUACCUUCACUCCCUAAACAUCGUCUACAGAGACCUAAAGCCUGAAAAUAUCCUGCUUGACUCACAAGGACACAUCAUUCUAACAGAUUUUGGGCUCUGCAAGGAAAACAUCGAGCCUAAUGGGACCACAUCGACCUUCUGCGGUACGCCAGAGUAUCUGGCUCCUGAGGUGUUACACAAGCAGCCGUACGACAGGACAGUAGACUGGUGGUGUUUAGGAGCUGUUCUCUAUGAGAUGCUGUAUGGCCUGCCUCCGUUCUACAGCCGUAACACAGCAGAGAUGUACGACAACAUCCUGAACAAGCCCCUGCAGCUGAAACCCAACAUCUCCAACUCAGCCAGGAACCUGCUGGAAGGUCUGCUGCAAAAAGAUCGCACCAAGAGACUGGGCUGCACAAACGACUUUAUUGAAAUCAAGAACCACGUAUUCUUUUCACCAAUCAACUGGGAUGAGCUUAAUGCCAAGAAAAUCACCCCCCCUUUCAACCCUAAUGUGACUGGACCCAAUGACCUGCGGCACUUUGAUCCAGAGUUCACGGAUGAGCCGGUUUCCAGCUCCAUUGGCUGUUCCCCGGACAGCGCCCUCUUUACAGCCAGCAUCAAAGAGGCAGCUGAGGCCUUUGUAGGCUUUUCCUAUGCCCCAUCUAUGGACUCUUACCUAUAGGAUUUAAGCAUAAACCAUGGAAACCAGUGUAGACCUACUGGACAUGAAACCCACCGUGUCCUCAGACUUGCAUCUUGACCCCCACACAGCAAUUCCCAUCAGAAUGGCGGAUUUCUCUGAAACAAUCCCUGCAAGAGCUCUUUGGCUUCACGUGUAUUUUAUCUUUUCUGCCCAGUUCUUGAAUGCAUUCGAUGCAAGAAUAUGUUCACCACAAACAGUGACUAUUUUCAUCUUAAAUUCUUUAUUAGACCUCAUUUCACAUUUCUUACCCUCUUGUGGAGGUCUUUUGCACUUUGCUAGGGCAGCUCCACAAUAUUUUAACACUACAUCUGACAAGCACACACCUAAUAUAGUUGUUCAAAAAAUAGUGGACUGAGCCACACUUUCUCUACUCUAGAGAGGUCCAUGUUCAUCCAUGUAGCGAAGCAACUCCAUUCCCUAACAUGGACCUACCUUUUGAGUCCAAAUAAGUAGCUUGGAGAUGGCAUUCAGUUUGGUGCUUUAUUUUCUCCUCUUUUAUCUAUUUUUUUGUUUCGAGAAGGGAGUCAAUAGAUGAAUGUUACAAGUCUUAAUUUCUCUCAGAGGUGUCCUUACUGUCAUCGAAGUUUGCUUGUACCCACAUUACAAUUUCAUCCACUUGUUGUUGUCUCGAGUGGAGGGAUUUAGCACUAAAUUAGUGCGCCUGUUCUGCCUUGAACACGUGAGACACGGGGACUCGGAUGACGUUUCUUACCUUCAUUUGCACAUUAAUGCUGAUGGCGAGAUGAAAAAGGGAGCACUGCUGCUAGGUGAGGAUGAGAGUAAGAGGGAGGGGUUGAGAAGUAGUUUGUUUUCCUCAAAUUUUGCUCGAAAACUGCGCACCCCCCCCCCCCCCCAUAGUCUUCCAUUCGCCUCACACUGUUGAAACCGCAGCCAGCUGUCAGGCUGCCAGCAUUGAAACAUUCCACUUUAAUAUUGCUGUAUUGCAGUUGGACUGUAUUUAAGUUUGUUUGUAUAUUUGAAGUUAUGUGUACUAGUUUUAAUGUAUAUUGAAAGAAACAACCUAAGGUAUGCUUUAUUAUGUGUAUGUAACAAUUCAUGUUUAAUGUACUGUAAAUUGUAUAAUGGUUUAUGUGACCAUGUUGAGUUUGCAAUAAAAGUUUAACUUUAUUACAUGUUCAAAA